This is a messenger RNA of Salvelinus fontinalis (brook trout), 4979 nucleotides long. RefSeq names its product solute carrier family 8 member 2a (gene slc8a2a). The transcript has 15 exons. Gene Ontology annotation, biological process: cell communication; sodium ion transmembrane transport; calcium ion import across plasma membrane. Gene Ontology annotation, molecular function: calcium:sodium antiporter activity. NCBI's taxonomy places the organism in Eukaryota, Metazoa, Chordata, Actinopteri, Salmoniformes, Salmonidae. Gene Ontology annotation, cellular component: sarcolemma; postsynapse; axon. Bases 315 to 3167 code for a protein of 950 amino acids. The record is from RefSeq and is a predicted model, not a curated record.
GGUUGCGCAGUUUACGCUGUGUGUGAUCACCCGCAUGGAUUCCAGCAUCAGUAGGGGAUUGUGAGUAAACGGGAACGUGCGUCUGUGAGUCCACCUGUUUGGGAAGAAGAGGACAGUUUUACUGGGAACUUGUUCUGAUUGUUUCGACGCAAUGUCAGCAUUACGGCGAAACGUGCCAUAGGCGACGAGAUCGCUGCUGACUGAUAGCACUCUGCAUUUGUCUAGACUGGCAUUUGAUACAGCCAGAGUGAGGAGAGUGUUCCUACCCAGCUGCUCUUCCGGUGACCCCAGGCACCACCUAACUCAGGGAUAGCAUGGGACCCCACCCUGUGUAUCCCCCACUCCCAUCCUUCCUACUCCUCCUCUCCAUCCUCCUCCUCCUGCUCCACCCGGCCACCUCUUCCUUCCACUCCAAGCCUCAGGUGGUGGAGCGGGCAUCUUUAUCAGGCACCCCAUCUUCCCCAUCUGGUAACACCACAGGGGGCAAGCGGACGUGCACAGACAAGGUGAUGUGUAGACCUGGCAUUGUGCUGCCUGUGUGGCUACCACUCAGCCCUCCACUGGCAGAGCAGACGGGGAGGGCGAUAGUCUACUUUGCCUGCCUCAUGUACAUGUUCCUGGGUGUGUCCAUCAUCGCCGACCGCUUCAUGGCCUCCAUUGAGGUCAUCACCUCCCAGGAGAAAGAGGUGACUAUCACCAAACCCAACGGGGAGACGUCAGUGACCACUGUGCGGAUCUGGAACGAGACUGUGUCUAACCUCACGCUCAUGGCCCUGGGCUCCUCUGCACCAGAGAUCCUUCUCUCUGUCAUCGAGGUGUGUGGUCACAACUUUGACGCGGGUGAGCUUGGACCGGGCACCAUAGUGGGCAGCGCUGCCUUCAACAUGUUUGUGAUCAUCGGAGUGUGUGUGUGGGUCAUCCCCGACGGGGAGUCGCGAAAGAUCAAACAUCUGCGAGUGUUCUUCAUCACAGCCUUCUGGAGCAUCUUCGCUUACAUCUGGCUCUACCUCAUCCUGGCUGUUAUCUCCCCGGGAGUAGUGGAGGUGUGGGAGGCUCUGGUCACUCUGCUCUACUUCCCAGUGUGUGUGAUCUUGGCUUGGAUCGCCGACCGCCGCCUGCUCUUCUACAAGUACAUGCACAAGCGUUACCGUGCCGACAAGCGGCAUGGCAUCGUUGUGGAAACGGAAGGUGACCUGGCGCCCAAGGGGAUCGAUGUAAUCAUGGACGCUAAGUUCUCAGAUAGCAAUUCCACGGCUGGAAACUCCUCCAGUGUCUGCACAGUCUCUGUUCAGACAGGCAAGGAGCUGGACCAGAACAGAGAUGAGGUGGUACGCAUCCUGAAGGACCUGAAGCAGAAGCACCCGGACAAAGACCUGGAGCAGCUUAUCGAGAUGGCCAACUACUCAGCUCUGGUGCAGCAGAGGAAGAGCCGCGCCUUUUACCGCAUCCAAGCCACACGCAUGAUGAUCGGUGCCGGGAACGUGCUCAAGAAGCAUGCCGCCGAGCACACGCGACGCAAAGCCGCCGCUACGGAGGGCGGAGCCCUGGAGAAAGACGACAGGGCCACGUGUACCCACCUGUCCUUUGAGCGUGCCCAAUACCAGUGCACGGAGAACUGUGGUACCCUGAGCCUAGCAGUGAUCUGUGAGGGUGGCAUGGGGCAGCACACCUUCUAUGUGGACUACCACACGGAGAAUGGCUCGGCAAAUGCCGGGGCGGACUAUGAGUUUAGCGAGGGGACGCUGGUGUUCAAACCAGGGGAGAGUCGGAAGGAGAUUAAGGUGGGCAUCUUGGACGACGACGUCUUCGAGGAAGACGAGCACUUUUUUGUGCGGCUGCAGAAUCUCCGUCUGGAUGAGGGCGGCAACAAGGUUUCACUGGGAACGCCGCCCAAGGGCCGGCUGGUGGAGCCGUUAGUUGCCAUGGUUACCAUCCUGGACGACGACCACGCCGGCAUCUUCACGUUCGGCGAGCGCGUGCUGCGAGUGAGCGAGAGUUCGGGUACAAUGGUGGUGACGGUGGUGCGGAACUCUGGCUCGCGGGGCACCGUGAUGUUGCCCUACCGCACUGAGGAUGGCAGCGCCCGUGCCGGCGUGGACUACGAGGAGACCAAGGGCGAGCUUGAGUUCUCCAAUGAACAGACCAGUCAGACUCUACAGGUACGCAUUGUAAAUGUGGAGGAAUAUGAGAAGCAGGAAAACUUCUUCAUUGUGCUGGAUGAGCCCAAAUGGCUAAAGCGAGGAAUCUCAGCUCUGCUGCUCAACCAGGGGAACCCUACUCCAGAAGAGGAGGACGCCAGACGUAUCUCAGAGAUGGGGAAGCCCAUUCUAGGGGAGCACAGCAGGCUAGAGGUCAUCAUAGAGGAGUCCUACGAGUUUAAGAUCCGACAGGGAAUGACUCCAAAUGGGAUACUAGACCCGAGCACCGUGGACAAACUCUUGAAGGACACCAAUCUGGCUGUGGUGAUUGGAACUCAUUCCUGGAGAGAACAGUUCAUUGAGGCGGUCACAGUCAGUUCAGGAGGUGACGAGGAAGAGGGAGUGGAGCGGCGAAUUCCCAACUGCUUCGACUACUUCAUGCACAUUGUGACAGUUUUCUGGAAGAUUCUGUUUGCCUGUGUGCCACCUACCGAGUACUGGAAUGGCUGGGCCUGCUUUGUGGUGUCCAUCAUUGUCAUUGGCUUACUAACCACCGUCAUCGGGGACCUGGCCUCCCACUUCGGCUGCACCGUGGGCCUCAAAGACAGUGUCACUGCUGUGGUGUUUGUGGCUCUGGGCACCUCCAUCCCUGACACCUUUGCCAGUAAAGUCGCUGCCACCCAGGACCAGUAUGCCGACGCGUCAGUGGGCAACGUGACGGGUAGCAAUGCGGUCAACGUUUUCUUGGGCAUCGGGGUGGCGUGGUCCAUCGCUGCCAUCUACUGGGAGACCAAAGGUCAAACUUUCCGCGUGGACCCUGGCUCACUGGCCUUCUCGGUCACGCUCUUCACCAUCUUCGCCUUCAUCAACAUGGGGGUGCUGAUGCUCCGCCGCCGGCCGUCUGUAGGGGGUGAGCUGGGGGGGCCCAAGGUCACCAAGGUGCUCACCACCCUAUUCUUCUUUGGCCUCUGGUUCAUCUACAUCCUCUUUUCCAGCCUGGAGGCCUACUGCCAUGUAAAGGGCUUCUGAGGGAGCACAGGGCUAGAUAGGUAGAUGGGUAGAUUGAGAAACUCACACAUGCACACAGACACACACACAUGCGCAUACAUGCUGGCACGCACGCACACGCACACACACGCACAUCAUGAUCAUUGCCACUGCAACCACACACACACACACACAUCAUCAUCAUCAUCAUUGCCACUGCAACGACACAUCUUCGACAUCUAGCAGAAGAUCCACUACCAGGAGUAAUGAUGCAAAUGUCUAUUUUCUGUACUCACUGCCCACUGCUCACAGAGAGAAUGUCAGACUCUCUCUCUCUCUCACACACACACACACACACACACACACACACACACACACACACACACACACACACACACACACACACACACACACACACACACACACACACACACACACACACACACACACACACACACACACACACACACACACACACACACACACACACACACACAAUUUUAGGGUGUAGAAGAAAAUGUAGAAGGAAAAGCUGGUUAUUAGUAGAGGAAUGUGGUGGUGAUGGACUAUGUGAUGAUCAGAAUCACAGGAUGUUAAUAUGCCUGGUAUAGAAAGUGGAGGGGACACCAUGCAAAGACACUCUUUAAAAAAGGCUGCUCAGGUUAAGAGGAAAGACUAGGAUGGAGUGUGAAGUCUGGAUAUUGACACCACUGGAGACCACAUCAACAUGAUUCUGGUCUGAGUCUGUCUGGGCCUCAGCUCCUGAGGUCUGGGUAUAGUUUUACAGUUUUGGACCAGGCCAUGAUCUUUGAUAGUCUCUCAACUCACGUGGUCAAGAUCUGUCACUGAAUAUCAUCUCUUGUCAGAGUUAUUUGGCCACGUAGCUCUGGUCCAUCGUGCAACGAUAACAACGAGUUACCUCUUCAGAGGCAACUUGUUGUUAUCAUCACGUGAUGGACCAGAGCUAAUGGCCAAGUAGUGCUGACACAACACUGAGGGGACACCUUGUUCUGCAUGCCUUGCCGGCGGCAAAGUAUCAGCACCCCAAUGUUAAUUCCCUAAUGUGGGAGCCGGGUAGGAAUGCAAUGGCUAACACUUAGGUGGACCCAUUGUGCAAAACUGUUUGAAAUUAUAUAAUUUCAAUCAGUGUUGCCCACUGGGGAAGAUGCCUUAUUUAACUGUAAGGUCAAAUAAGAGUCUUGGUUUGAGUUUAGGUCUUCAUCUUGCUGCUUAUGGCCUACCUACGUUAGUUGAACGAGGGCACUACGGUGGCUGAUCCAGAUAAACUUGAUGAACAGAACAAUGUAAACUACACAUGGCAGAUAAGCAUCUCCCUUUCUCCCUUUUUGUCCUGUAUGGCUCAAUGGAUACAGCUGCCUCCGACACCCACAACAACCGCUUCCCCAGCUUUUGUAUUAUACAUUUCUCUUGGAAACAGUUGUAUCUCUAUUCCCUAUUAUGUCAUCUUGUGGCAAGAGGUGAAAUGCUAAUAAAAUGCGCCUAUCUAUCCCCUUUCAUUUGGGCUCACCCCAGUCUUCAUAGCAACAACAACCAAAGACUAUGGGCUCAAUGCUGUUUAGUAGCAUGCUAUUGCAUGCUGUUUAAAAAUGCUGAGAAGCUGCUAUGACAUUAAAUACUGUAAAUUAUAGAGAAAUAACUGAGUAUCUGCCAUUUAGAGUGACCAUGUGACAGAGAUAAUUCAUCCAACUCAAAAUGAGUAGUCUUAUCAUCAAUUUAUUUAUGAAUUUUGUCAUUAAAUGUAUGUAUAUUUUAAUGUAAGAACUUACAUUCACAAGAAAUGACAUUGUAAUUUAUUUCAAGUUGUAACAAUUACAUUUAAAAUGUAUCACAGUU